Messenger RNA from Anisakis simplex (herring worm), 615 nucleotides. The record is from the annotation of a GenBank genome assembly. Lineage: Eukaryota; Metazoa; Nematoda; Chromadorea; Rhabditida; Anisakidae.
GUGGUGUUGAAAUUGAAUGUACCCCCAGAAACUGACUAUAUACAUGCGAACUGGAUGCACAUGGAGGGUUGUGAACGAAGAUAUAUCGCAACUCAGGGACCACUUGAUUCAACCAUCGGUGACUUCUGGCGUAUGAUUUAUCAAGAAUCUAUUGCCACAAUUGUGAUGCUAUGCAAAAUAAUUGAGAGCGGCAAAACGAAAUGCUCACAAUAUUGGCCUGAGAAACCUGGAACUAAACUACGAUUUUCCAUUUUGACCAUCGAAAACCAGGCGUUGAGUACAGAAAGGAAAUUUCCUGUUUACAAUUUGAAAGUAUCAAAAGGUGAUGGUGAUAAGAACAUGUUAAAAGUUCGCUUGCUUCAUAUGAGCGAGUGGCCUGAUCGUGCUGUUCCAACGAGUGGUUAUGCCGUUCUACGCUUGAUUCGUAUGAUUCCGACGGUGAAAGAUAUUGUGGUUGAGAUGCGCAAACAACGAUGCUACAGUGUUCAGAAUGAGGCACAAUACAUUUUCAUACAUACAACUGCACUGGAUUACAUUCGGGUGAAAAUGCCAACCGUUAAAGCAUUCGUCGAAGACUUUCAUAAGAAAGUGAAUGCGUCAAAUAUAGUCGGAUGA